AUGUCUGGAAGAAGAAGCUUUAAUAGAAACCGUAAACACUGCAGCAUUUCCUUCCUUUGGGAGCCAAAAGAAAAAAAAAAUCAGGAGCUACACAAAAGAUCGAGUUGUGUUGUGGCCGGGGUAUUCAGGGGGUAUACAUUUCAGGGCUAGCUUUUCAUCAAUCACCGUUACUACAACCACAAUAACAGCACAAUGAAUCAACAGCGUUUGUUAAGCAUGUCAGUCUAGAGAGCGGAUUCAGUAUAGGCCAAUUUUAACAUCGUAAGCAAGAAGUAGAAGCUGCCACCAUGGCUCCAACACUCACCACUGCUCACAACCGUCGGUGGUGGAUGGCCUGCACUGCCGUCAUUGAAAACCUCCUCUUCUCUGCCGUGCUGCUUGGCUGGGGUUCCCUACUCAUUAUGUUGCAAUCAGAGGGGUUCUACUCUUAUCUUUGUCAAGAGCCAGAAAAUAUUACAAAUGAUUCACUUUCUUUGAAUGAAACUGACAAAGAAGAAGUCAUAAGAGUGAAUGGCUGGCUGGUAUGCGACAAACAAAAAGAGAUGUUAAAUUUGGCAUUCACAGUUGGAUCCUUUCUCCUCAGUGCCAUCACACUACCUCUUGGGAUAAUCAUGGACAAGUACGGCCCUCGCAAGCUCCGUCUUGUGGGAAGUGCAUCCUUUGGUGUAUCCUGCUUAAUGAUAGCAUAUGCAUCCAGCAAUCCAAAUGCUUUGUCGGUGGUGAUUUUCAUUGCCCUCUGUUUAAAUGGUUUUGGUGGAAUGUGUAUGACCUUCACAUCACUCACAUUACCCAAUAUGUUUGGAGACUUACGUUCAACAUUCAUCGCCUUGAUGAUUGGUUCCUAUGCUUCAUCUGCUAUCACUUUCCCUGGCAUAAAGGUUAUCUAUGAUUUUGGGGUUGCCUUCAUCACAAUUUUGCUGGUUUGGGCCGCCUGUGCUGGCUUAGUCUUCUUCAACUGUUUCUUCAACUGGCCACUUGAACCAUUCCCUGGGCCAGAGGACAUGGACUACACUGUAAAAAUCAAGUUCAGCUGGCUAGGAUUUGACCACAAAAUCACAGGGAAGCAGUUUUACCGCCAGGUUACAACUGUGGGACGACGACUCAGCAUAGGAAACUCAAUGAAGAACCCAAAAGAUCUGUCAGAAUUGGAUGGAAACAAACUCUGUCUGUCCACAGUGGACCUAGAACUCAAAUGUCAGUCUGAAGAGGAAGCUUCUCCAUCAUUCAUGAGAAGUAUCUUCAGUUCCAUCUUCCUUCUCAGUUUGGUGACAAUGUGUGUGACCCAGCUGCGACUUAUAUUCUACAUGGGGGCCAUGAAUGAAAUGUUGGCAUUCCUUGUGAAGGGAAACCUGAGUACGGUAAUGAAGGCUGUGGACACAUACACUUCCAUUUUUGGUGUCCUGCAGCUUUUAUGUUUGGUCACAGCUCCUGUAAUCGGUUACAUCAUGGACUGGAAGCUGAAGGAAUGCGAUGAUGGAACACAGGACACAGAUGCAAAAGAGGACAAUCAAGGAAAUCCCAAGAAGAAGCGUGAUCGACAGAUUCAGAAGCUUACAAAUGCCACCAGGGCAUUUGCUUUCACUAACCUGUUAUUGGUUGGAUUUGGUCUUACCUGCCUUGUUGAGAAUCUUCCUCUACAGAUCCUAACAUUCAUUUUGCAUACCAUUGUAAGAGGAUUCAUACACUCAGCAGUUGGAGGCAUUUAUGCUGCAGUAUACCCUUCCACGCAGUUUGGCAGCUUGACAGGCAUGCAGUCUCUCGUCAGUGCACUCUUUGCACUUCUGCAGCAGCCACUUUUCCUGGCAAUGAUGGGACCACUGAAACGUGAUCCUUUCUGGGUGAACAUUGGCCUUCUAGCAGUGAGUAUGCUUGGUUUUUGCCUCCCUGCCUACCUGAUAUUUUACAAACGACAGCUAAAGAAAAAGAAGCAUCAGAAAGCUGAAGAGGCAAAACUCUUCCUCAAAAUCAAUGGCACUGAAAAACCUGAAGCAUUUGUGUAAGGAGUUGGCCUGGCAAUAGGAAAACCUGGACUUCCUGUAAUGCCUCUGUGUCAUGCAGUCCAUAUCUACAGAUGUGUCUCACUGAUGCUUACCUCCUCACUGACCCUCCUGUCCAUAUUGCCCUCCAUGCCAGUGACUUCAGAGACCACUGCAAACUAACAGCAGAAACAAAAUUUUCUCUGUCAACUACAAGGAAUAUAUACUAUCUUUGCAGUGGAAAACACAGCAGACACAAUGGGAUAAAGCUGUUUUUUUUAUUUCUCUUUCAUUAUUUCUUUUGUAUUCAUUUUAAUUUAGCUUUGUAAUACAUUGUGACAAGACUUUUGUGGCAAGGCCAUGGCAUCCCUGCUUUUCCUGCUGCAGUGGAGGUUCAUAGCCUAGAAAACUCAAGGGGGAGGGACCAGUAUUUUUAAAUGAAGAAGUGAGACGCUUUUAUCCGUUGAAUGCCAUACUGGUAGCUAGAUAAAUAUACUGCAUUUUUUUGCACACUGUGCCAUCAUGGCCUGGAAUGUCUUGCACAUGUUUGUUAUAGCCCUGUUUGCUACAGAGGCAAUGAGUGACACGUGACCAAUCUGUCUCUGUACAGCAUGGGACUUUGUAUUUCACGUAUUUGUAGCAUUUCAUUUCAUCCAUGUAUUGUGAUCUCUCUAAAGCAAUGUGCCAUUUUUCAUAUCUGUAUUAUUCAUUACGUGGACAGGGAAUGUUAAUUUCACUCAGUGUGCGGAAGUAAUCCUUUCCAGUGCAGAGUACUAGGUGUCUGAAGUGGGUAUCACAAUGUGAAGAAGAAAAAAAGUUGUUCCAGAGGUAUACUGCUUGAUCAGGUACUCCUCAAACACUUCAAGCACCAGUAUUUGGAUUAACAUCAACCAUUUUAUAGGCAUAGUCCUUCUGUGCCCUUGUAAAUUGUUUAAAUGGGGUGAGCAGCAUAGGUUGCAGGAUGCAGCUUAAAAUGAAAGUAGAAAAAAGGGAAAUAAAUUGUACACAGUCGUACAUAAACUUUAAAAACAUUUUCUACUUGGCAGGAUACACGUGCGUGCCCUUACACGCACACACAUGCAAAAGGCUAUUUGGUUGCUGUUCUGUUGUGUUAGAAAGUUUCCAGACAAUGUGUAAUCCUGUGCUUGUGGGCUGACGUUGUAGCAAGAAGACUUAUGGCCAGUUUUUGUUGUCUGCAUUUAGACAAUGCAUUUUCAGGACAUGUAUGUAGAACACACAAAGUCCAGUAAACAUUAAAGGCAGAGUUUUCUUCAGUAGAACAUGAGUUCAUGUAAUAUGUCUUAAGUUCUGUCAUGUUUUAAGAAGUUUCAUCCAAGUUAACAGUUAAACUGCACAUGACUGUUAAUGUAUUUUUUUCUUGUACUUUGUUUUCCUGUUCAGACAUGUAAGUCUGCAUGGGUUCACUGUUCCCUUAUCUUGUAUCAGAGCUCACUGCAGAUUUCUGUCGUGUAAUGUGACAGCACUUUUGAAAAAAAACAGAUUUUAAUCCUUUUUUAAACACUGGCCAUUUGCCUAUAUGCCACUUCUCAGUUUUUUGAGCAACAUAGCAAUCAUCUGUAGAGCUACCCCUUAGAUUAUACAUUUAUAGUUUCACUUUUACAAAUAAAGUUAAGGGGUACAUAGCUAGAUUCCGUGAGAGAAGAUGGUUUAGAUGAGCGAGUGAGUGUCCCUGCAAAUUAAUUUACAACUAGAUAAAUGCAAAUAUUAUGAAAUUUAAAAAAAAAAUUCAUGUUUUUAACUGAAGGGGGAACCUAAAGUCAGCUGGACGUCCAGCUUUGUUAUUUUCACAGGUGUGCAUCCUUUCAUCCAUUACACACAUGAAUUAUUUAAGGGUAGGACACAAACCUGACAAAAAAAAUCAUAAAUCUGCAAGUGAGCAACAAGGAUUCCAAAGGUAACGUAAUAGUUCAAGGAUGAGUCUUUACGGACAAAAGCUACACUGUGUAGGCAAAGUAGGAGGGUUUAAAAGCAUAUCAGAAACAUUUGAAGCUAUUCAAAGACCCACCAAAGUAAAAGUGUAGCAGUGCAUGAACCUACAGAUAAAAAAAUUGUUGUCAGCAGAAGAAUGGAGAUUUGUAUAAAUAUACCGUUUCCCUUCAGGCUUAUAUUCAGGAAAUUAACUCUAUGUUUGUCUUGUGGUAUCAUUUUUUUUUCUUGGCAAUAAACAAGCAAGAAGCAAAUUAUACAGGAAAUACAGACUUUAGCAUCUGAAUGUAUGGCACAUUAUAAAACCCUGGGGAAAAAAGUAGUCCAAUGGGCAUGCUUCACAAUUAGAAGAAACUUGAUCUGAAUUCAAAGAGCUAGGCAUUAGUUUUUUUUAGCUUUCAUCUUUUUUAAAUUAAAGUCUGAAUACAAAUUAUUCACUAGUUCUGUGUUAAAGUAGAAACAAUUUUUUUGCAGUGAACAUAAGUAUCUUUUUAAUUAAACAACAGUUAUUACUGAAUUUGAGAAUUUCAAGUAUAAAACCUAUAAUACAUACUACAAGUCUGAGUACUUUUCUGACCUAUUCACCUUCGAAAAUUUAUCAGUUUGUUUGUUCUCUCUUCACUUUAUUUGAAAAGUGGUAACAAUAAAAGACCUCGUCACAGUGUCUGGUUCUCCAGGUUUAAUGGCAAUGGUAAAAGACAUGUCUCCUUUCUUUGUAAAGGGUGCACAGGCAAUGUUUGUCACAUGGGUUUCCAAUGAGACCUCCAAAUUGCCUGUAGAUAUAUGUGCAUUGUGAGUGCAUGUGCAUCCUGAGAUAGAUUUGAUGUCCCAUUAGUGAGUUCCUUGCCUUGUACUGUUGCCAGCUGGGAUAGGCUCUGACUUCCCGGGACUCUGAAUAAGAUAAUAUGAGUAUUGAAAAAAAUGAAUAAAUAACUUGUGUAAUCCUUUAAUAAGGAGAGCACUAAAAUUAUCAAAAAUCCUUUUAACAUGCAGAACAUACAUAAAAUUAUGCACCUUGCACAAUAAAUGAUUGCUUGUCACCUGCACACCUGCUAGUAGUCAUCUAUAAAAGAACUGUUACUAGCUGAAUGUAAAUGCCUGAAGGCGUAAACACAGACAGUUUUAUUUUCCUCAAAGUAUUCAUAAAAUAACUCCCUUAAUUUUUAAAACUUAGCAGUAUGUAGAAAAUUGAAUAAUUCAGGUAUUGUAAGUAAUCAGUGCUUAUCUGGCAUAGGUUGUGAUUGCUUCUACUAGCGUGGUGCUUCUUAGCUUUAGUCAAGAAAAUGGGCUAUUUGUUGGCUGCCUUUUUCCUAGAUGUAAUAUGUUCUAUAUGGCCCUUUGGGAAUUUUCAGGUCAUCUGGAGGUGCUUAGUUGCUAAUUGUCUGUAGGGAAAAAAGUGUGCUGGUCCCCGAGAUGAGAACUUCUCUCCACAGUCAACAUCUCUGUAGCAAACAGUGUAAUAGCAUCUAACCCUGACUUUUUUGUAUAGUUUUCUACAUUUUGGUAGGAAUUCCACUCUUUUUUCAGCAUAACUCAUACAAGAAUGACAGAGAAUUGGGUAGUACAAAGGAACUGGACAAGCUAUGCAAGAUUUCGCCUGCCAAGGGAAAUCCAUACGCUGCCUCUAAUCUGCACUGGUAUUGGGAUUGUUUAUGGAAGUUCCGUGACAGUGUACAAAUAUGUACCAGUAUUGCACCCUGUAAGCUUGUGAGUGUUGCAGUUUUAUAUAUGUACACCUUUGCACACUCAGCUUAAAUUGUAGGCAUUGACUCAAGUGCCAGAAGUGCCCUGUGUCUGGUCACUGUACAUUGGAUUUACUGUUAUCAUUACACUGCACCUCCCUACAAGCAAGUCUUGAUAGCUGAUGAAGUUUUCAGGGCCCUUUCUUCAUUUCAUAGAAGCUGCUCAUGGAGAGCUUUCCCAUGAUACAUCCUCCCUUAAUGACAAGCAUUUGUGCUGAAUGAAAAGAUACCCAUUUUGCAGUAGUCAGAAACAGAGUUAUAAAUAAAGUCCACUGACAGUGAAAUUAAGCAGCCAUGAAAUAACACAUGGGUAUUUAACAAGGCAGUCAUGAAACAGUAUAUGGGUAUUUAACCAGACAGUCAUUAUAGAGUAUCUGGUACUUCCAACAGUCUAUUCCUGCACAGUUGAAGUUACUAAAAUAUUUUUUUCUUUCAGCUUGGAAUCAUGUAGCUUUCUCCUGAUUACAUACUCUGUUUUCAUUGUUACUAGCUCCCACCAUGCAGAACGGUCAGUCAUUUCCAUGUGAAUAAAACCCAGUUGUGCUCUUGUCAUAGUUUUAAUUUUAUUUCUGUUUUAUAUAGUGGCAUAUGUGGGAAGUAUAUUAUGUAAGUGGGUGGGUGGGUAUAUGCAUGUUGUGUGAUGCAUUUUUCAAGGCUGAUGCUCUUUUGUUAAACCAACAUGUUUAGUAAGUGACAUACAACUCAAAAUGUGAUAUUCCAUGGCCAGGGCAUUUUAUUUUAUAAGAAUUUUUAUAGAUGCUAUAUAAAUAAGCAGAUAAGAUGAACAAAAAAAAGUGCACAGGGUUUAGUUGUAGUCUUGUGUGUUUAUCGGUGCAUGCAUUUCAUUUUUAGUAAAAUAAAGAAGUGAAGUGUUGGUUUUAAAGCCGGUGGAACAGGUUUCCGGAAUAAUGGCUGUUUCAAAGACCAAGCACUCAGAUGUAUCAUAUCUUUUAUGCAAUAAACAGUGGUGACAUACAGCCACAGAGUUGCUGUCUGUGGCUUUGCUGUGGAAAACUGAUUUCACAGUGGGAAACUGAGGGAGAUGUAACAUUUUCUCUAAAUGUUCUGGUAGUUUAAUUAUCUUUAAAACAAGUUGGUGCCCUGCCUUUAGUAUUUGGAACUGUGGUUUUAGGGGUAGGGGGGUGUAUUUCUGACAAAAGCCAUAAUCUUUAAUGAGUGUUAUGCAACUCUAGUUUUUGGAAAAAUGGUUAACAAGGGGUUACUGUGCCAGUUUCCACCUUGCUCAAUAAAAAGGCAUCAGAAUAUAGCCUGUUAUGUACAUAUAUGUGGUUUGUUUAUAGAUUGACAGCUGUGAAUGUUUUCUACAGUUGAUUUAUAACUGAGUUUUUACUUUUAUAACCUGAAGUAUGUGCUGUGGGCAUAUCACCCCCUUCCCAGUGCACAGCCUCCUCUGUCUGCAGGACACACUUGUUUUAAAGGUGAUUUUUUUUAAAACACUGAGUACUGAGGUAGCAACACCUAUAGCAGUUAAUGUAAUUUUAUAACCAGACAAAAUUAUUUCAUGUGUGUUUAAACUUGAGUUUUACUCUUUCCACAUUUUCUUUGAAAGCCUUUUUCUCAUUUUCAUCAUGAAAUGUAAAAAAAGUAAUGCAUCUGAGCUUCUUGCAUGGAAACUAUUUACAAGAUAGAAUAAAGCACUGUACAUCACAAUUUCACAUUUAGCAGAUUCUCAUGCUAAAACUACACCUGUCAUUUGUCAGUUGUCUUCUUAGUUAUGUCUAGAGGCGUGUAACAAACUUUUCAUACAAAAAAGUGUUUGCAUUUUUUUGCCAAACUUUAAUAGUUUGGUAGUUGUAAAAUUAAUGCACAAUUACUUACCUUCAUUAAUCCAGCAUAGUCAGAGCUGGAGCCCAAAGUGACAUAAGCUCAUCCUGCCUGCCCAUUAAUACUAAUGCUGUUAAACAUGGCUCUUUAUGUUUAGUCUUCCGCAUUUGGAAGAAAUAUUUAAAACUAUGUACUUUUCUAAAGGAUGCAAAAUGGACUUGAGUUUUUUUUUACAGAGAAAAGUGUUCACAUGCAUAAUGUUUUUUUGUGUGAAAAGAGAAGGUUGGGAUUUCAACUCUCCUCCCAUUUUGUACUGCAUUGUGCCUACAGUCGCAGAAGGGACUCUCAUAUGACAGCACAAUAUAUGUUAGACUAAGGUGAUGUAGUCUUUUUGAAUGGUGAAGGGGAAGUUACAGACAUCAUACCUGCGGUUGAGCUGCUGCCAAGCACUCAGUUUUUCUCUUUUAGCAGUCUGCUUUAGUACUGUGUAAUUAACCCUUGACUGAAUUUAAGCAAACUGCAGUCAUAUACCAGACGCUUUACAGCAAUUUUUAAGUCCAGUUUUACAAAUGAGAAAUGGCUUCCUCUUGACCAAAAAGUUUCAGUAGGAUUUUGUUAUUGCACUUUAUGAUUUGUAGGGAAAGCAUUAUCCUACUGUCAGUUUAUAUAUACAUGGAGGUGCCUUACACUACUAGACUUGGCUUAAUGAAGCCAAAAUGCAGUUAAAGUCACAGGGAAGCGAUUAACCCUACCCCACACCUGCUCUUGACUCCUCAAACUUAAAUAAAAUGUAGGCCUUGUAGAUUAAUAUUGGGCAGUCAGUCACCAGCCCUGUGCAACAUGACAUUUACUUGUACCAAAAUGCAUUCCAGUGCUUCUUGCAACACGCUGGGGGGUUUACAUCUUAUAACAUAGGUUUCAGCAGCACUGUGAGGAGAAAUGCAUGGUAAUUCUGGCUGGUUCUUUUUUUUUUUUUGCAAAAACUACCUUUUUUAUACAUUUUUAUUUUCUUCUUGUGUAACAGUGUACAACAAAUCUGACAUCUGAUUCCUGUCAUUUUUAUUCUAAUUUGUUCAUCUUUUGUUAAUUCAGUGUAUGUCUAAACAGUAUUUGUAUAUGAUUUACUAUUCUUGGUAUUAAAUGAAAAAAUAAACUAUUUCAUCUUCUGAAUC
Messenger RNA from Protopterus annectens (West African lungfish), 8622 nucleotides. RefSeq names its product solute carrier family 43 member 2 (gene SLC43A2). Gene Ontology annotation, molecular function: neutral L-amino acid transmembrane transporter activity; L-amino acid transmembrane transporter activity. NCBI's taxonomy places the organism in Eukaryota, Metazoa, Chordata, Ceratodontiformes, Protopteridae. Gene Ontology annotation, biological process: neutral amino acid transport; transmembrane transport. The transcript has 15 exons. Bases 288 to 2000 code for a protein of 570 amino acids. The record is from RefSeq and is a predicted model, not a curated record.